Messenger RNA from Oryctolagus cuniculus (rabbit), 473 nucleotides. Its product is annotated as kunitz-type protease inhibitor 4-like. Gene Ontology annotation, molecular function: serine-type endopeptidase inhibitor activity. The record is from RefSeq and is a predicted model, not a curated record. Lineage: Eukaryota; Metazoa; Chordata; Mammalia; Lagomorpha; Leporidae.
UCAGUUUGGGACCUUCACCUUCAUGCCUGGGUACCCAAGCAGUCAGUGUUCAACUCCAUGCCUAGUAAUGCCCAGUCCUGGCCCUAGGGGUAGGUGGGCUCAGCCCUCUCAAGUAUCAAGCCCAAAAUAUAACAGCAGUUGGUACCAAGACUCUCCUACCUGCUGCCUGCUGCAUCAUGAAGCUUGCUGCGCAGGAAUGCCUGCUAGGGAUCUUCAUCUUCUGCUCACUGACUGCCCCGUCGUUGGGCGGUAUUAAAGCAAUUCUUGAGAGCAUAUGUGGAGAACUCAAAGACCCCUGCAGAUUGGAUGUGCAACAUGGGAGCUGCUAUGAGAUGCAUUUUAGAUAUUUCUACAACAGAACUUCCAAAAGAUGUGAAUUUUUUGUGUACUCUGGCUGUGACGGCAACCUUAACAACUUCCAGCUUAAAAUAGAAUGUGACUUAGCCUGUGUUGAAGAAUACAAAAAAAAGUAA